Molecule: messenger RNA, 2109 nt
Organism: Melanotaenia boesemani (Boeseman's rainbowfish)
Lineage: Eukaryota; Metazoa; Chordata; Actinopteri; Atheriniformes; Melanotaeniidae
Product: zinc/cadmium resistance protein
Exons: 6
Coding region: 86-1849 (587 amino acids)
Biological process (GO): detoxification of zinc ion; intracellular zinc ion homeostasis; zinc ion transmembrane transport
Cellular component (GO): endoplasmic reticulum; Golgi apparatus
Molecular function (GO): calcium channel inhibitor activity; zinc ion transmembrane transporter activity
Source: RefSeq, a predicted model, not a curated record
UACCGCCCGCCCUCCAUCUGGCUCACAUGACUGCGAUUAGAGCAGAGGAGGAGUGGUGGUGGGACAGAGAGGGAACGAUGGGAGCAUGAAUGACAUUUUUUCUGAUUUCACUGCACAGAUCACAUCCAGGUCCAACUUGAUUUUGGCUGAGGGUCAUCCAUUUCUCUGGGUUGCAGGUAUGAGGGUGUUAUACUGGUGCAUGCUGGUAGUCACCAUGCUCCUGCUGUUGUGUGAAAUUGUCAUCAGUCAGCUGUGUAAGUCUCUCAUCACCAUGGUAGAUGGCUUCUACACCCUCUUCAUCCUCAUGCACAUGGCUCUUCCCCAUCCUCAGUCUGCAAGCAUCAUCUCAACUCCAGUCUCUUCUUUGGGUUCUCCCCCAUCUCCUCCACAUGCUUCCCUCUCUUUAGCAGCACUGCCUCGCUCCCUGCGAGCAGACUCACCUGUCAAACCUAUACCUGGUACCCAAACCGUCCCUGGAGGGUCAGACACGUCAGAUCAAUCCAACCACGAGACACCCUCACUAGUCAACUCACACAAGCUCUCCUCCCCAACAAUGUCUCCUAAAACUCAAAACUGUGGUCUGUCCUUCACCAACAGCAGGAUCCAGUCUGUGGGUGUCUUCAUUUCUGCCCUGCUCCUGGCCUCUUUGUGCAUCUCUUACUUCUUGGAAAUCAUCAGCUUUAUUCUGAAGCCACACCCAGUGCAGCACCCCGUGCUGCUGGUGGUAGUUGGAGCUGUCAGUGUGCUCCAUAAGAUGCUGGUGUUUGGGCUGAACUGGGAUCAGCUGAAGGGUGAGAGGACCAUGAGUGGCAAACAGGAAGUGACUGAGUCUUACUUUGAAGUGAACCACAAAGUCUUGCCUGAAGCAGACUCCAGAGGUCAGGAGGAAUCCAAAGACAUCGUCCAAUCAAACGCCCAGUCUGCUUCACAUAACUUUUUCCUCAACCGGGCACUUGUCUUCAGCAAUCCAGGAACUUCCAGCAUCCCUGAUACUGACAGUAAAACUUUGCAACAACUACCAGAAGUCUCCUGUGAAGAAGCGAGCAACAUUGCUGGUUUUAAGUUUCCAGACCAUAAAAAUACAUUUAAAACCUCCUCAAUCUGCAAGUUUUCCGCCCUCAUUGAGACACCUGCACCAAGCAACAAGUGGCCAGUCUGUCCUCUGUCCUUCAUUCUUGUCAUCCGGGGACUUUUUACAUCCCUCCUGGCCCUGAUCAACAGUUUGAUGACACUGCUGAUCGCCCCGCAGCUCCUGCACAGCUCUGGAACCUGUAGCAUCUUGGUUUACCUGGAUCCUGGCCUCUCUCUGCUGGCUGUGGUCACUCUUGUUGCCACAGCUGUGCCACAGGUGUACAGGUACGGACUGCUGCUGCUUCAGGCCUCACCUCCACAUAUUUGUGUCUCUGAUCUUGGACGGAGGAUUGCGAGCGUGCCUGGAGUGCAGGCUGUGCAUGACCUUCACGUCUGGCAGUUAACUGAGUCCCUCAUUGUGGCUUCUGUGCAUGUACACUGCUAUACUGGAUUUCCAGUACACAGGUGUGCCGAUGUGAUGGCAGGUGUCACUAAAGUGCUGCAUAAUGUGGGAGUGAGCUGCUGUACUGUUCAGCCAGAGUUUGCUUCCUGCUCUGGGUCCCCUUCAGGCAGCGAAGGGAACGCCUCCCCUGUCAUCCACAGAGAGUACCUUUCCUCACCUCCUCUCCCAGCCUGCAGCCUUGCCUGUGGAAAAGCUUGUGCAGGGAGCAUGUGUUGCUCUCUUCUAGAGGAGGACACCCAGAGUGUGCUGACACCACCCGCUGGGGAACUAAAGGAAGAUCCUCAGACUCUGGUCUUUGAGAACACCUUCCUCUGAAAGUAUCCAAGCCCUGACGUAAAGGUGAAGAUGGUAAUUGGUGCUAUAAUUAUUGUUAAACAAUAUGUCUUGAAACACUGUUAGCAAGCGUUCUGUUGGUUUGUUUCAUUAAUAGGUGCUAUUCCAAGGAUUUUAAUGCAAUAUCAUAAGAAAUUCUGUGAAGGCUUUUGUGUGUUUGUGUCAAUGUAUGUUGUUCUUUUGUAGCUAGAUACAAGCUUGUAUUGAAAUGAAAAUAAAUUAAAACUAUAUUACUAUUUUAA